Molecule: messenger RNA, 690 nt
Organism: Dendrobium catenatum
Lineage: Eukaryota; Viridiplantae; Streptophyta; Magnoliopsida; Asparagales; Orchidaceae
Source: the annotation of a RefSeq genome assembly
AUGAAAAAAAAGAAAGCAUUGGCUUCCCUCCCAUAUCUUGUGUCUAUACUCUUUUUGCCCUGGUGGGUUUCUCUCUCAUUUAAGAAAUGUCUAGAAACUUGGGUUCUUAAUUGGUGGAAUACCAGGCAAUCCGAAAUCCUUUUGAAUGAUAUUCAAGAGAAAAAUGUUCUAGAAAAAUUUAUGGAAUUAGAAGAACUAUUCCUGUUGGACGAGAUGAUAAAGGAGUACUCGGAGACACAUAUGCAAAGGCUUCGUAUAGGAAUGCACAAGGAAACAAUACAAUUGGUCCAAAGACACAAUGAAUCUCAUUUCCAUAUCAUUUUGCAUUUCUCUACAAAUCUAAUCUGUUUCGCUAUUCUAAGUGGUUAUUUUUUUCUGGGUAAUGAAGAACUUUUCAUUCUAAAUUCUUGGAUUCAGGAAUUUCUCUAUAACUUAAGUGAUACAAUCAAAGCUUUUUCGAUUCUUUUAGUUACUGAUUUAUGGAUCGGAUUUCACUCGACCCAUGGUUGGGAACUAAUGAUUGGUUCGAUCUACAACGAUUUUGGAUUGGCUCAGAAUGAUCAGAUUAUAUCUGGUCUUGUUUCCACUUUUCCAGUGAUUCUAGAUACAAUUGUGAAAUAUUGGAUCUUCCAUUUUUUAAAUCGUGUAUCUCCUUCGCUUGUAGUAAUUUAUCAUUCAAUGAAUGAAUAA